AUGCCAGCCCAACGAAUUAAUUUAAGAGACCUCUCACGCAAGGAUAAGAAACGCUACAAUAUCGAGACCAAGAUAUCUAAACUACAUCAUAAUUUCAUCAACGAUAGAGACAUUCAUUAUAAGGAUCAUCUUACUCAAUUACAGACUCAUUUGACUACUUUGCAUCAAGGUGGCAAUACAAAAUUAAAUAGAAAGAUCAGAGAUUUGGAGGAAGAAAGAGAUUUGGAACUCUGUAGAUUACGUCUCUUUGAAGAAUACAGAGUUUCUCGUUCUGGUAUUGAAUUUCAAGAAGAUAUAGAGAGAGCAAAGGAUGAUCAUGAGAAAUUGGUUAAGAUAUGUAAGGAGAAACUAUACUCCACUAUUGAGAACAAGAUCAAAAAAUUGAAAGAGGAAAGACUAUUAAUGGAUGUUGCUAACGUUCAUUCAUAUUCUAUGGAUUAUAGUAGACCACAUUUUCAAAAGAAUACAAGAAGUCAUACUACAAGUGGUUGGGAAUCGUCACCCAAUGAUUUUGUUAAGGAGUUGGCAAAUGAAAGUGCGACCGACACGGGUACAGAGAGAAGAGCCUUAAGGAGAAGAGGUGCUACUAAGGAUGGCAAAGGAAAAUAUGGAUCCUUUACAACAGGCGGCAGCGGGAAUAAUACAGAUGAGUCUGAUUUCCAAACGGGUUACUCCACUGGUGCAAACCCCACUUCAACAACAGGAUGGAUGGGGGGCCACGGAGGUGCCAAGCAUAACGGAUACAAUACAGAUGCUAAUUCCAAUUCUGACUUCUUUCAAGGUAUUAGUGAUCAUGAAGAGCUACGUGCUUUGUUAUUUGGUGAAAAAGUGCAAUCAGAAAAGCCUGAAAAUAAGAAGAAGAGAACUUCACAAAGAUACUCCACCAAAUCUGCCCCACCAUUGCAGUCUUUGAAUAUGGAUGAAGUUACAGAAGACAUUGCUUUGUUAAGACAAUUAACUGGAAGACCACCUGCUCCUUUUAAGGUAAAGGAAACCACUGAUUAA
This is a messenger RNA of Naumovozyma castellii, 1005 nucleotides long. RefSeq names its product Sds3p (gene SDS3). The record is from RefSeq and is a predicted model, not a curated record. Bases 1 to 1005 code for a protein of 334 amino acids. The transcript is spliced from 2 exons. Lineage: Eukaryota; Fungi; Ascomycota; Saccharomycetes; Saccharomycetales; Saccharomycetaceae.